GACUUGCCGCUCCUCGCCGGGCCGGCGGGGACGGCUCAGGGAGGCGCCGCCCGGGCCCCUGGCAGGCUGUGCUCACAGGUGGGCAGCUGCGGCGUGGGCACGGCCGAGCGGAGCCGGGGUCCCCGACUCUAGCCGUCACGCCAGGAGCCCCACAGAGUCGAAAUUCAGAGACGCUUCCGCGCCUGUGGUGGAGCAGAGCCUUUCCCAUUCGGUCUCCGCCUCUUUUUCUGCAGCCGCACCUCCGUCGGGAGAGCAGGCGUUGGUGUUCAUCAGAGAGAGGUGUGGAUGUAUUUACAAGAUAUGAAUUGGAGUCUUUCCACCUUUACCUUUUGAGGGCUGCUUACAUCUCAUGGUGACAGGUGCAAAUCACAGCACAGAAGGGCAGUCAGUAUGAAGCCAGUGAAAAAAAAGAAAACCGAAGAACCUGAAUUGGAGCCCCUGUGCUGCUGUGAAUACAUAGAUAGAAAUGGGGAAAAGAACCACGUGGCUGCUUGUUUGUGUGAUUGUCAAGAUAUCGAUGAAGGGUGUGAUAGAUGGCUUACGUGUAAAUCAGUGCAGCCAGAGACUUGUGAAAGAAUCAUGGAUACAAUUUCUGAUCGCCUCCGAAUUCCGUGGCUUAGGGGAGCCAAAAAAAUUAACAUUAGCAUCAUUCCUCCACUUGUCCUUCUGCCUGUCUUCCUUCACGUGGCUUCCUGGCAUUUCCUCCUGGGGGUGGUGGUUUUGACCUCCCUUCCUGUGUUGGCACUGUGGUACUACUACCUCACUCACAGAAGGAAAGAACAGACUCUGUUUUUCCUGAGCCUUGGACUGUUCUCAUUGGGCUACAUGUACUAUGUGUUCCUGCAGGAAGUGGUUCCCAGAGGGCAUGUGGGGCCCACUCGGCUGGCUGUUCUUACCUGCGGGUUGUUUCUGAUACUCUUAGCCUUGUAUAGAGCCAAGAAGAAUCCAGGCUACCUCAGCAAUCCAGCAAGCAAUGACAAAUCCCUAAGCAGCAGCCAAAACGAAUGUCUGAGCAAAAAAGGGCAGGAGAAGACCAAAGGGUUCCCCGGAGCCGACACGUCGGGGAGUCUCAACAACCGCACGCUGAAGGAUGAUCUUAAGGGCUCCUUCAGGAUGUUGGCCAGCAGCCCCACCAAGGUGAAGGAGGACUGGUGUGCCAAGUGCCAGCUGGUGCGACCAGCCCGGGCCUGGCAUUGCCGUAUUUGUGGCAUCUGUGUAAGGAGAAUGGAUCAUCAUUGUGUCUGGAUAAACAGCUGUGUUGGAGAAUCAAAUCAUCAAGCAUUUAUACUUGCCCUUUUGAUCUUCUUGCUCACUUCGGUGUACGGGAUAAUGCUGACCUUGGACAGCAUUUGUAGAGAUAGAAGUGUCUUCACUGCCCUUUUCUAUUGUCCUGGAGUUUAUGCAAAUUACAGCUCGGCUCUGUCCUUCACCUGUGUGUGGUACUCUGUGAUCAUCACAGCGGGUAUGGCCUACAUCUUCCUGAUCCAGCUGAUAAAUAUCAGCUACAAUGUGACUGAGCGGGAAGUCCAGCAGGCCCUUCGACAGAAGACGGGGCGCCGGCUCCUCUGUGGGCUCAUCGUGGACACAGGCCAGUACAAUAGGGGCUUCCUGCGGAACUGGCAACAGUUCUCCACCCUGGGCACACGUGCAUUCCACCACCCUGCCGAGGACAUCGUCUGAAGUGCCUUCUGUGCGGCUCUGAGGAGUGGCUCCUCCCUCCAGCUCCUUUCCAUUUUACACUUCAGUGUCCAUGCAGGAUGUUCAUUUUUAUCCCCAGUUCCUUACAGGCAUUAUAGGGCCAUGCUCAGGUUUGGAUACUGGACUGGAGAGAAAUUAAUUUUUCUGACUUCAAACAUAAGAGAUUUUUAUAUUGAAGCAGUAAAAGUAGAGCCAUUCCUUUCCAGUCACCUUAUUAAUUGACUGAAUCACCAGAGGUUGAAAAGGAUGUGGAUUGCUAAUGCACAAAUUGAUAGAAGCAAUUCCCAUCCAUUAGCAUGGGAGGAGGAGUUUGGGAUUAGGAGAGCUUCUAGUCCCUCUUUCAAUUUUUUAAUAGCCAUGUGACCCUUAGUCGAGUCACUUUCCCAAGUCUCAGGUUCAUCUGUAGCAUGGGGUACUGAUGCCUGCCCUGGCUACUUCACAGAAGAUCACAGGAGGGUCACACAGGGGUCACAUGAGGAUGAAGGAUGUGGAAAGCACUAUGAAACAAUUUAAGCACCUGAAUAUGUGAAAUGUUAUUAGGAAAAUCCCAAGACUGAAGAAAAAUGUUGUGGUUCAGAAUACUAAAGCCAAUAUUAUUAGGGUUAUCAGUUUUCAGCAUAUAACAUGUUGUACAGUUAUGGGAAUUUCUCCUUAAGUAUUAGACAUUAACUACUCACACGGGGUAAGAGAUGAUGAGAUGGACUGAUUCUGGUCAUCUGAUCUUAAAAGGACAGUUGAUAACAAUGAUGAAGAUAAUUAUUAUCAGUGUAAUGUGUAGUGGUCGUGAGUAUAGGAAAUUAGUUAUUUUUAUUUUUUUACGUGUUGUACUUACUGUAACAAACUCCAAAAGGUAUUGAAGGGUUUUUUCCUCUUUCUGUGUUUCACCUGGUAAGGUGCUAGCACACAAGAUAGUGGCUGGAAGAAGAACAGCACUCUUAUAUUAGGGAGUCUUUUUCUUGGUAGGGAGACUUAAUUAAUAUCAAGGGCUUGUUUUUGUUUGUUUUUUUUUAUUCUCUACAUACAUGUUUCAAGUGCUGUAACUUUAUAACACCAAAUUGUAAAAACCAGUCUUGUGGCAGUCGCAUUAUUCUUGCAUAAACUGUCUUUGAGGAGUUGAUUGACAUCUUCCCACUUAACUUACACAUUACUUUCCAUUCACUCUUCCCUACAUAAAGUAUCUCACUAGGAGAGAAAAACAGGGUAUAUGUGGCUUACUUUCAUUAAUGCAUUCUUCCCUUAUUUUCUCCAAAGUAAUAAGUUGUUUCUUUAAUCAUAUCUCAAAACUUGAAAUGUAUUAGAUGGAAUAUUUAUAUAGAAUGGAUCAUUCUGCCAUAGAAUUAAGAGUGCAUUUCAUAUAGGGAAAAUACUCUCUUGAAAUGUUUGAUUUUAUACAUGUACUGUUCUGCAAUCCCAAAGAUAAUUCUUGAGUCCUUAAAUUUGCCUUGGCUUGUUGCUUAAUAUAGGGGAAAUACUGCUAGCUUUUUCCAUCAGUCAGUGCAUGCUGCUUUAGCAAUAGAUUUGUACGUGUUGAGAGGAAAUACUACUUCCUACAAUUCUGGGUAGCACCAUCCCUAGUCUUGUCAUUAGUUGACAUUCUUCUUAAGAUAUUGUCAUUACAUUUUUAUUCAGGCAUGUCAUUACUCUCCCCAGAGAUGGAUUGUUUAACAAAUGAUAGGCUCUGUGUUCCAUUGGGACGAGCCAAAGACCCAGCCUGGGAAUGCCAGCAGACACUGGUUUCUACAGUGAUGCCCUCUCUCUGGCCUAGAGUCAAAUAUUCUUUUAGAAUUGAAGUUGGCUCUGAUAUAACUAAUUUCUUUCUGUGUAGGUUUUAGAUACAAGAGUUGGUAAUAAUGUCAAGGACAGCGUUAUGUAGGCAGAAAUUGGUAGUUUUCAUGUGUCUUGAGCCCCAGCUAAAUAGCUAACUCUGAUUAUCUAGUGAUUGAUAAUAAAAAUUCAUAGAUACAUCAGUAUAGUCACUUUUAAUAACUUGCCAAAUAGUAAAUAGCAAUCCAAAUGUGAUGUGAGCUGGGUGCAGUGGCACAUGCCUGUAAUCCCAGUGGCUUACGAGGCUGAGGCAAGAGGAUUGCAAGUUCAAAGCCAGCCUCAGAAAAAAGCAAGGUGCUAAGCAACUCAGUGAGACCCUGUCUCUAAAUAAAAUACAAAAAAGUGCUAGGGAUGUGGUUCAGUGGUUAAGCGCCCCUGGGUUCAAUUCCCCAGUACCAAAAAACAAACAAAAAAUAUGACAGUAGUAGUACAAAAAGACCAAAGUCAUCGAGGAGAUUUAGGAAUGAUCACCAUCUCUGUAACAUCUCACUCCUGACAUUGAUUACCUGGAUGAGGCAACUCAGUGUCCCUUACUUGGAUGGGAACUGCUUAGAUAUUAUUCUGGCUUAUUGGAAUUAAGAUACUUGGUUUAAAUUCCUUAAGAACUCAUGAUUGUCAGUUUACUGAAAAAGCUCAAACCUGAAGGAAGCUCAUUGUUUUUGUGGAGUAAAAGCUUUCUGAAGUGUUUAAACCAAAAGGAGCAGCAAAUAAGUUUCUACAUGUGCACAGUGUUUCUGUAGCCUCUGCAACAUCCUUGGUCUAGACUUUUGAGCCAUUUUAUAAUCUGGAACCAUCUAAGGGAUUUCAUUAUAGGCCUUGGUUCUCUCUGGAGGGCAAGAGAAUUUAUUGUGGAGUGUUUGAAAAGACAAGAUCUCUAUGUUUGAGUCAUCCCAGAGAAAUAUCUGGUAGUUGUGGUAGUGAAGAAUUGCCCUGCAAAUCUAUAUCCCAGCAGUCCCUUGGCCAUAAGAGCAAACUCCUUCCCAUCACCCUCAUGUCCCUCCCCUUCUGGUUGUCUCACAUCCCCAGACUCUGUUAAGAAACAUUCUGGAUGUGAAGCUUAAUAAAUUGCCUGUUAUAUUCUGGCCACUUACAGAAUUAUCAUACCACUGUGUACUUUCUUGGGGAAGAGGAAUGAGUCCAUUUGAAAGACUCAAGGGACAGAUAGUUAAGGGUCAGGAUUGGACAAAAGGAGAAAAUUCUUUGUUCAAUGUUUCUUAGGAUACCCACAAAAUACUCCUGUGGUUCUAGCUGGGUGCUUCUGAAAUGAGCAGACCAUUAACAAUGCCUCUUUGGUAGGUUACUCUGAUGCUGCUAAAGUAAAGCCUUAAGUGUGUUUUCAGGAUAGCAUACUGCUUAUUUCACCCUCAGCUACAUUUGUGUUUGUCUUUAGGAUGUUAUAAAUCUUUGUUCUCCGAGUACUGUUUUCCUUUGGUGAGUGAAGUGAUUAUUGUCUUCCACUGUUCCAUCUGCCUAGAAGUAAGAUUGCUACAGACUUCCUCUUAUGCAAUAGUCCUUGGUACUUCUAAUAUUUUUAAAAAGAGAAAAUUUUCUAUACUAGAAUCUCUCACUGCCAGAAAACACAAUGCCAGUAAGUUUCUGUGUAAUACUGAUCAUCUGCUUAACAGACUUAUUUCCUUGGUUAGGACAUUAGCUUUUUAUUAUGAAGCUCAAUUAAUAGAAGCAAAAAUAUGACACUAAAAGCACAGUUUUAACCAAGAUAUUUAAAAAUUAAUAUUCUGUGAGGUUUAAGGAUCUCUAUCAACUAGGUAAAUAGGUUUAUAUGAAUUACUUCAUUUUAGCCAUAUUUUGGUACCCUGCAAUUUUAAAGAAUUUUCUCAAACAAGCAAUGGAUGAUAAGAGACUUUUGCUUGAGGCACCUGUUUGGGAUCCAGUGUUCUCAGCAGUUUGACAAAUGUUCCAUUUUAUAUCCAGCACUGCAAAGGCGAUGCAGGGGAGAAUCAAAGCCAUGCUGAACUUAAUACCGAAUAAAACUCAGUGUGUUCUUGUGGAUGUUUGCUGUGAUUAAUAUAAACUGUUUGAAGGGUCAGCUAAGCGUAUAGUUGCUAGUAUAGUUAUCCCCACUCUGGCUGGCACUGAGUGUCUCACUGGAGUACCAGCCAUGGGCCACAGACUAAAUGGUCAAUGGAAACACAUUUCUUAGAGGCUGUGGCCAUCUCCAAGUGGGGCCUGUGACUUACUAGUGCUUUAGUCUUCAAAUAGCACCUUUCACCUCUAGAAAUUCAUAUUUAUAAGGCAAAGCUUUAAAACCUCAGCUAGUCUAUUUUAAUUGUUGAUGCAACUGAAGUUCUGUGUUUCUUCAGCUGGAUCCAUAGACAAGAUGCCAUGUUACAGAGCUUGUAAGCUCAACUUGUGAUCCUUCUGUCUAGGUGAUUUGAUGGUUUGAGAUGUUUGGGGCCUUUUCAUUUUAUUACAUUUCUGGGCCUGAUGUUGGACUAAAGGAAACCCAGGAGUAUUUAUUUAAUAUUAAAAAUUCAAUAUUUAAUGGAACUGGCCCAAUAACAUUAAAGGGAUUUCUGAAGUCAACCUGGAGGCCAUGGAUUACAUAUUGCACUGUUUUUAUACCUGUAUUCUUAUCCUCUUAUCACCUCAGAAUCAGAUGCAAGGCCUUUUAAAUCGAGAUUUUACAAAUUACUGCCAUUUGUGUAAAAUGAUGUCCUGUGACCAAGUUGUUUAAAUGGAAAAUAAAGUGCUUUCUUUAAGGAAAA
Marmota monax (woodchuck) is the source of this 6248-nucleotide messenger RNA. It is a transcript of the gene Zdhhc23, whose product is annotated as zinc finger DHHC-type palmitoyltransferase 23. Lineage: Eukaryota; Metazoa; Chordata; Mammalia; Rodentia; Sciuridae. The transcript has 5 exons. The coding region runs from base 391 to 1680 and encodes 429 amino acids. Gene Ontology annotation, biological process: peptidyl-L-cysteine S-palmitoylation; protein targeting to membrane. Gene Ontology annotation, cellular component: endoplasmic reticulum; Golgi apparatus. The record is from RefSeq and is a predicted model, not a curated record. Gene Ontology annotation, molecular function: protein-cysteine S-palmitoyltransferase activity.